Molecule: messenger RNA, 917 nt
Organism: Xenopus tropicalis (tropical clawed frog)
Lineage: Eukaryota; Metazoa; Chordata; Amphibia; Anura; Pipidae
Gene: edf1
Product: endothelial differentiation related factor 1
Biological process (GO): DNA-templated transcription; regulation of DNA-templated transcription
Cellular component (GO): nucleus
Molecular function (GO): DNA binding
Source: RefSeq, marked provisional
AGAGACGCGAAACAUGGCGGAGAGCGACUGGGAUACCGUGACCGUGCUCAGGAAGAAGGGCCCCACCGCUGCGCAGGCCAAGUCCAAGCAGGCCAUAACAGCCGCUCAGAGACGAGGGGAAGAGGUAGAGACGUCAAAAAAAUGGUCGGCCGGACAGAACAAGCAGCACACAAUCACCAAAAAUACAGCCAAGCUGGACAGAGAAACGGAGGAGCUUCACCACGAUAGGGUGCCCCUGGAAGUGGGCAAAGUCAUCCAGCAGGGGCGGCAGGGCAAGGGCAUGAACCAGAAGGACCUGGCAACGAAAAUCAAUGAGAAGCCGCAAGUGAUCGCCGAUUACGAGAGCGGAAAGGCCAUUCCCAACAACCAGGUGCUGGGCAAGAUCGAGCGGGCUAUAGGGCUGAAGCUGCGCGGGAGAGACAUUGGAAAACCCCUCGAUCCCAUCGUGAAAAAGAAUUGAAGACAAAGCCUCGAAGUCGGCGCUCCCCGCUGAUCUCGCCCGGCCGGGUCCCUUUGGUCUAAACCGGCCGCUAAAUUGUCGCAUUGCCAAGCCGCUACCAACACACGGGGGGGGGGGGGGGGGUAAGGACUGGGGGGUCGGAGGCAAAACCUGCUGUAAAGAAAUAAUGUGGCCCCUUUGUCCCCUAAAGAGUAAAACUCUAACGGCACAUUCUCCGCCCGCCGGGGAGCCGGACGCGCAGCUAAUUUAUGGGCAGUAUUUUAUGUUUCAGUGGAAUUAUUUGUUUGCCCCACUUGCCCUUGAGUGAGAGUUGGGGGUGGGAGGGAGGGGUAUUUUUAUUUUUGCUGAGGGAAGGAACGAUACUGAAUAUGGGGUUGGGGGAUAAUCACACUCUAGCGCUUUCAUCUCUCACAUCUUUUCUCUGAAGCAAUUGUAAAAUAAAAGUUUGUUAUCCUUC